CACAUUCACAUUCUUUGUCAAAAUCACAAAAUUAUUAUAUCAACUUGUUUACAAACCUCCAACUUCGUAUUCGAUUUAUGAUAUUAGUGAUAAUUUAUAUAGAAUGAUCUACCGCUAGUCGCUACUAGUAUACUAAAUACUAAUAAGUAAUCUGUGAUACACAGAUACCACAGCACACGGUUGCAAUUUAAUAGUGAAGCUAAUUAAGGAUUUUUUAAUAAUAUGUGUAUCAAAGUACCUAUCUUGUAAGUCAAAGCAUGACUGAAACAUUACAAUUGGAGGUGCUUUCUACAAUACACUGCAAACAGCAAGUUGUUCGAGCUGUGAGAUUUAAUAUCGAUGGCAGUUAUUGCCUAACCUGCGGCGCUGAUAAAAAAAUUAAAUUAUGGAACCCGCAUAACGAUUUGCACUUGAAAACUUAUGGAGGUCAUGCAAAUGAGGUGUUAGAUGUGGCAGGUUCAAGUGAUAAUAGUCAGAUUGUAUCUUGUAGUGCCGAUAAAUCUGUUAUCCUAUGGGAUGUUACUACUGGUCAACCUUUGCGCAGGUAUAGGGCCCAUGCAAGCUCAGUAACAUGUAUAAAAUUUAAUGAAGAAUCAACCAUGGCAAUAUCUGGAUCCAUAGAUAAUACAGUAGCUUUUUGGGAUGUUCUUAGUAGAAGACAGGAGCCAGUACAGACACUAAGAGAUGCUAAAGAUACUAUAACAUCCAUACAGGUUACUGAUCAUGAGGUUUUAACUACUUCUGUAGAUUGCCAUACAAGAUUAUAUGAUCUACGAAUUGGAAAAAUGAUUUCCGAUUAUAUUGGUUCCAUAAUAACACAUGGAAGUUUAACACAUGAUGGGCAAUGCCUUGUUUUAAGUUGUUCAGAUGGAACUAUAAAAUUAAUAGAUAAAGAUUCAGGAGAACUUUUAAAUACGUUUAUGGGGCAUGAGACUAAUGAUUAUUUGCUUGAAAAUUGUAUUAAUGACAAAGAUAAUCAGAUCAUUUCUGGUUCUGCCUCUGGUGAAAUAUUUUACUGGGAUUUAAUUAGUAGUAAUAUUACUAAUAAGUUAGUUCAUAAGUUUAAUAAGCCAGUGGUGUCAAUUAGUCACCAUCCAUCUGAUAGCAUUUUACUAUCCGCUUCUGAAGAUGAAAUAAAACUAUGGGGGGUUAACAACAAAGAAUGAUAUAA
Molecule: messenger RNA, 1171 nt
Organism: Pieris napi
Lineage: Eukaryota; Metazoa; Arthropoda; Insecta; Lepidoptera; Pieridae
Product: WD repeat domain-containing protein 83
Exons: 1
Coding region: 258-1166 (302 amino acids)
Biological process (GO): mRNA splicing, via spliceosome
Cellular component (GO): catalytic step 2 spliceosome
Molecular function (GO): protein binding
Source: RefSeq, a predicted model, not a curated record